This is a messenger RNA of Zasmidium cellare ATCC 36951, 600 nucleotides long. RefSeq lists its product as uncharacterized. The transcript has 2 exons. The coding region runs from base 1 to 600 and encodes 199 amino acids. Lineage: Eukaryota; Fungi; Ascomycota; Dothideomycetes; Mycosphaerellales; Mycosphaerellaceae. Gene Ontology annotation, molecular function: protein binding. The record is from RefSeq and is a predicted model, not a curated record.
AUGGCAGACGACCGGGUCCGUAGCAACGAACCGACCGACUUCAUACUGGUAUCCAGCACUGGCCAGGAGUUUGGGGUGCAUAGAGCAGUAAUGGCGGAGUUCUCCCCAACUUUCUGGAACAUGACUACCAAUCCCUAUUACGACGAGUUUCGGACCGGGCGCUACGUGUUCCAGGACUACAAGGCAUCCACUGUCAAGGCACUGAAAUGCCACAUGUACGACGAAACGUACGACUGGUGGAACAUGCAUCCCGAAGCCAAAGCCCUUCAUUUCACCGAGCUCUGGAAUCUCGCACACAUUUUUCUGGUCAAGGACUUGGCCGAACUUGUAAUGGCCGACUUUCUUCAUUGGACGUGCCCAAAAGAUGUCACAGGUCCCGACGAUUCACAGUACGUGCACCAGGCCAUAGGUGCGGUCUGUGAGAAUCAGCAUGUACCAGCAGCGUUGUGGCAACUCUUGGUCGAUCAGUGGGCGACUUUUUUGACUAACGAGGAAUCAAACGGUCGAGGCGAACUCUACAAGAUCCUUGGCAUUUAUCCAGGGUUUUCUGAAGCUGUUCGUAUUAGGGUCGCUCAUAAAGCUCCUGAGCAGUCGAAUUAG